Messenger RNA from Lutzomyia longipalpis, 2381 nucleotides. RefSeq names its product vesicular glutamate transporter 1-like. The record is from RefSeq and is a predicted model, not a curated record. Gene Ontology annotation, molecular function: transmembrane transporter activity. Bases 37 to 1563 code for a protein of 508 amino acids. Gene Ontology annotation, cellular component: plasma membrane. The transcript has 6 exons. NCBI's taxonomy places the organism in Eukaryota, Metazoa, Arthropoda, Insecta, Diptera, Psychodidae. Gene Ontology annotation, biological process: transmembrane transport; monoatomic anion transport.
UUUACGUGGAUCACGUGCAAAAUUUGAGGGGAGAAAAUGAAGGAAAAUCAAACGGGUGAAAUGCAAAGAUCCAGCACGCAAUUGGUGACAUCCCAAUCAACUGAUAGUGUCAACAGAGAAGAUGCCGCGGGCAGCGUCACGUGGAAGUUCUGGCAAUCUCGUCGGUAUAUUGUGGUUCUUAUGGCAUUUUUUGGCUUCUUCAAUGUGUAUGGUUUGAGGGUGAAUCUCAGUGUGGCCAUUGUGGCUAUGACGGAGAAAUUCAACGUGACCCUGGAAAAUGGCACCGUGAUUGAGGAUCAACACUUUGAUUGGAAUUCAAAGCAGCAGGGACUUAUCCUCAGUUCCUUCUUUUACGGGUACAUCUGGACUCAGCUUCUGGGUGGAUGGCUUGGUUCUAAAAUUGGUGGACAUUAUGUGUUUGGAGCCGGUAUCGGUACAACUGCCUUCCUCACGCUCCUCACGCCACUUGCUGCAAAAGCCGACAUUGCCGUAAUGGUGGCCAUUCGGGUCAUUGAGGGUAUCUUCGAGGGGGUCACCUACCCGUGCAUCCAUGCAAUUUGGGCACGAUGGGCACCCGUUUAUGAGAGAUCACGCAUGUCCAGCAUUGCCUAUGCCGGAAGCUAUGCUGGCACAGUUGUGGCCAUGCCUCUAUCGGGUCUUCUUGCUCAAUACUGGGGAUGGGAGAGUGUCUUUUAUGUGUCAGGAGCAAUAGGGUGCAUUUGGUGCCUGGCGUGGCUGUUAAUUGUCAAAGCUAGUCCUAGGGAGGAUCCCUACAUUUCGGAGGAGGAGAAACGUUACAUUCAAAAUAGUAUUGGGGAUAUGUCUAAAGAGAAAAUCAGCCAUCCUUGGAAGGCUAUCGUGACAUCAACGGGAGUGUGGGCCAUUGUAGCGGCAAAUUUUGCAGAAACUUGGGGGGCCUACACCUAUCUUACUCAAUUACCAACGUUUCUUAGAGACACCCUGAAUUUUGAUUUAGGUUCUACGGGAUUCUUAGCAGCUAUGCCUUAUGUCAUGAUGAUCUGCUUGAUGGCUUUCUCAGGCUACGCUGCAGAUCGGCUGCAGGAAAAGAAACUAAUGAGCACUCGACAAGUUAGAAGGACCUUCAUUUGCCUUGGAUUUGUCAUUCAAAUUGCAUUUUUAAUGCUAACAGCUCAUCUUAAUAAUCCUAAAAUAGCCGUUGCCUGCAUUAUCUUAGCAGUAGGUCUCAGUGCCUUCACCAUGUCUGGUUUUCUAGCCAAUCCUCUGGAUUUGGCACCAAAUCAUGCUUCAGUUAUUCUAGGUUUUUCCAACACAAUGGGCACAAUUCCGGGAAUUGUGAGCCCCAUGCUAACUGGUUACAUUGUCACGGAUAAGACGAAAGAACAAUGGCGGAUUGUUUUCUAUAUCACAAGCGCUGUCUUUGCCACAGGAUGCAUCCUGUACUGGAUCAUGGCAAAAGGGGAACUCCAACCGUGGGCACAGCAGACGCACAAAUUGCCCCAAAUCGAGAGUCAACCCACAAAGGAGGAGGAUUCAAAUGAUGUUGCAACGAAGAAUGGAAGUGUUGAUGUGAAACGUGACUGAUGUUGAAAUGAAAGGCCAGUGAGACUGAUAUUGGUGUUUGUCCAUUAAGGAGUUUUAAAUUUUAGGAUUUGUACAGAGAAUUUUCACGUAAGUUUUAUGAGGAAAAAAGCAUUGAUUUAUUUUUUAAAUCUCCGGAUUGGGUUUUUAAGUUUUAAUAUUUUCUCUUUUGAGAAAAAAAAAUUUCAUUUUUAAUUGAAGAAAAUAAUUAGUUGAUAUACUAUUAAGAAGGCAAUAUCAAGUUUAGUUCCUUAUUUAAUUGAAUCGUACUGUUUGAAAACAUGUUGAAUUUUAUUCUAUCUACAGAAAUUUCGUAUUUUGUCAAUGAGACAGUUAAUUUUAGUAAAUUAUAGCUUUUAAUUUAAACGGAAGUUUAAGAUUUUUUUAUUAAACAGUGUAAUGAAGUAAUGUUCUUUUCUUACAGUACCAUUCAAUUUAAAAAAAAAAUGGAAAGGUUGUGCAUAGUUUUAGAAACUAAAACAAGAGAUCAAAACUUCAAAAAAUGGAUUUUAAGAAUUUAAGAAAAAAACCUAAAAAAAAUCAAUAUGCCUAAAAAUCAAAAUUUUAAUCCUAAAUCACUCUAUUUAUAAUAAAACUAUGCACUGAGUUUUUAGCCUGUUUAAUAAAAUGUGAUUGAGUCUUGGAUUUUAUUGAUUGAUGAAAGAUUUUCCAUUAAUUAAUUCUCAUCCGGUUUUUCAUCCCUACCUGGUGGAAAUUUGGUGCAAAGUUAAUUUGGAUUGAUAUGAUAUUUCAUAUACAAAAUUUUAAUGAUUUAUUGAGAUUUAUUUGAAAAUAAAUUUUAAUUCCAUUAAGAAGAAAAA